This is a messenger RNA of Indicator indicator, 2622 nucleotides long. RefSeq names its product EMAP like 4 (gene EML4). NCBI's taxonomy places the organism in Eukaryota, Metazoa, Chordata, Aves, Piciformes, Indicatoridae. The transcript has 20 exons. Gene Ontology annotation, molecular function: microtubule binding. The record is from RefSeq and is a predicted model, not a curated record. Bases 16 to 2541 code for a protein of 841 amino acids. Gene Ontology annotation, cellular component: mitotic spindle. Gene Ontology annotation, biological process: microtubule cytoskeleton organization.
CGAGAAGCUAUCUCAAUGUCCUGUAUAACUAAUGGGAGUGCAGGAAACAGGAAAACAAGCCACAGUUUAUCUGUUUCUGUUGCUAGAAAAGAAACUCUUUCAUCUGCUGCAAAAAGCAUAAAGAAGUCCUUGACUGCUGAAAAAUCUCACAGUGCUUGGGAAAGUUCUGAUGACAGUCGUAACAAGCUGCUGAGAGUAACAUCAAUAUCUAAAUUAAUAUCAAAAGUGGCAAAGAAUGCAGACAAGCACAAAGAUGUCAUUAUCAGCCAAGAGGGAGAAUAUAUCAAGAUGUUCAUGCGAGGUCGACCAAUCACAAUGUUCAUUCCUUCCGAUAUAGAAAACUAUGAUGAUAUUAGGACAGAGCUGCCUCCUGAAAAGUUAAAACUGGAGUGGGUAUAUGGGUAUCGUGGAAGAGACUGUCGAGCCAAUGUUUACCUCCUCCCUACUGGAGAAAUUGUCUAUUUCAUAGCAUCAGUGGUGGUACUGUUCAACUAUGAGGAGAAAACUCAGCGGCACUAUCUGGGUCAUACAGACUGUGUUAAAUGUCUUGCAGUUCAUCCAGACAAAAUUAGAAUUGCAACAGGACAGUUAGCUGGAGUGGAUAAAGAUGGAAGGCCUCUGCAGCCCCAUGUUAGAGUAUGGGACUCGGUGAGCCUGGUGACACUGCAGGUUAUUGGCCUUGGGACUUUUGAGCGUGGAGUGGGGUGUUUGGAUUUUUCAAAAGCGGAUUCUGGUACUCAUUUAUGUGUAAUUGAUGACUCCAAUGAGCAUAUGCUCACUGUGUGGGAUUGGCAGAGGAAAUCAAAAAUAGCAGAAAUAAAGACUACAAAUGAAGUUGUUCUUGCUGUAGAAUUCCAUCCAACUGAUGCAAAUACCAUAAUAACAUGUGGCAAAUCUCAUAUAUUUUUCUGGACAUGGAGUGGCAAUUCAUUAUCAAGGAAGCAAGGGAUAUUUGGGAAAUAUGAAAAACCCAAAUUUGUUCAGUGUUUGGCUUUUCUGGGAAAUGGUGAUGUGCUCACUGGAGACUCAGGUGGGAUAAUACUUAUAUGGGGCAAAACUACUGUAGAAUCUACUUCAGGAAAAGGACCUAAAGGAGUAUAUCAGAUAAGCAAACAAAUUAAAGCUCAUGAUGGCAGUGUCUUCACACUCUGUCAAAUGAGGAACGGGAUGCUGUUAACUGGAGGUGGGAAGGACCGAAAGAUCAUCCUGUGGGAUCAUGAUCUGAAUCCUGAAAGAGAAAUUGAGGUUCCUGACCAGUAUGGAACAAUAAGAGCCGUAGCAGAAGGAAAAGCAGAUCAGUUUUUAGUGGGUACUUCACGAAACUUUGUUUUGCGCGGAACAUUUAACGAUGGCUUUGUAAUAGAGGUACAGGGACAUACAGAUGAACUCUGGGGACUGGCAUCCCAUCCAUUCAAAGACUUAUUUUUAACUUGUGCCCAAGAUAGGCAAGUUUGCAUGUGGAACUCUGUGGACCACACGCUGGAAUGGACCAGGCUGCUAGAUGAACCGGGACACUGUGCUGACUUCCAUCCCAGUGGAGCUGUGGUCGCGAUCGGAACACAUUCGGGCAGAUGGUUUGUUUUGGAUGCAGAAACAAGGGAUCUGGUUUCAAUACACACAGAUGGUAAUGAACAGCUCUCUGUGAUGCGCUACUCAGUAGAUGGCACUUUACUUGCAGUUGGAUCCCAUGACAAUUUUAUUUACCUCUAUGUAGUAACGGAAAAUGGAAGAAAGUAUAGCAGAUACGGAAAAUGCACUGGACAUUCCAGCUAUAUUACACACCUUGACUGGUCCCCAGACAACAAGUAUAUAAUGUCAAACUCAGGAGACUAUGAAAUAUUAUACUGGGACAUUCCAAGUGGCUGUAAGCUCAUCAGGAAUCGUUCUGACUGUAAGGAUAUAGAUUGGACGACAUACACUUGUGUGCUAGGCUUCCAGGUGUUUGGAGUUUGGCCUGAAGGAUCAGAUGGGACAGACAUAAAUGCCCUUGUCAGAUCCCAUAACCGAAAAGUGAUAGCAGUUGCUGAUGAUUUUUGUAAGGUCCAUCUCUUUCAGUAUCCCUGUUCCAAGCCAAAGGCUCCAAGUCACAAAUACAGUGCUCACAGUAGUCAUGUGACAAAUGUCAGCUUCACCCAUAGAGAUGGUCACUUGAUUUCAACUGGAGGGAAAGACAUGAGUAUUAUUCAAUGGAAACUUGUGGAGAAGGUGACUCUGCCACAAAAUGACAUCGUCGUAGACAUCAGUGCAGCCAAAGUGCCCAUCCCUGCCAGUGAAAAUGCUGUACAGUCUCCUGCACCUCUCCCACAGCUUUUUAAUGAAAUGAACCAAAAUGAAAAUGUAACUGGUAGCUCUCUGGUUUCUUUGGAGAGCAACCUGGGGCAGUCUGUGGAGGCUAGCGAAGAGCAAAGUGAGGAGCAAAGUGAGGGGAGCAGCCUGGAUUCCACUGAGCUGGGCUAUGAUGAGCCCUCCAAUGAGAUAAGUGAGGAGCACAGCGAAUCCACGGUCACUGAAGAGCAGCAAGAUAACUCACCAGUGUCUUAACACUCAGGUGGCUGUUAUUUUCCCUUGGUGUGUGUGCUUUCAUUACAGGGUGAGGGUUCAAAUAGGUAAAAAUAGCUGAGA